AUGGCGCUCAUGGGUCGCUCGGAACUUUUAGCAACCGAAGACCCCACCGAGAAUCAGAGUAACAAGUCCAUUCUUCAACACCUCUACUUUAUCAUUGCUGUCUCUGCAUUGAUGCUCUUGGUGGCAGCAAGGAUAUGUGUCUUGCGAAGGAGAAACCGACCUCUCACAGAAUUCUUCUCCAUCAGGACAUCAAAUUUUUACGACAACUCUCAAGCUCCUGGAGAAGACUAUACAUUCAGUUCUUCAUAUCAACCCUCUCGGAUGCACCAUCAUCUUACUCCUCUCCCAUCGGCUUAUCGCCCCGAUCGCAGAGUCCGCCCUGAUCGCAGAGUCAAUGCUGCGGAUACUGAUUCUGCUGGACGCAGAACUGGAGGGCCUGAUGAUCCAGAUUGGGAUGGGAAAGAUAUACUUCCUGCCUACAAUAUAUAUGAUCGCCCUCCCAAGUACGACUUCGGAGGAUCAGUGCCUCCCGCUCAAGGAUAUACACCACCCGCUGGGAGUCAACCACAUGACGACGCAGUUGUGGCAAGCACUGGAGUCAUUCCUGCUGUAGUUAAUCCUUGA
Suillus plorans is the source of this 564-nucleotide messenger RNA. RefSeq lists its product as uncharacterized. The transcript has 3 exons. The record is from RefSeq and is a predicted model, not a curated record. Lineage: Eukaryota; Fungi; Basidiomycota; Agaricomycetes; Boletales; Suillaceae. Bases 1 to 564 code for a protein of 187 amino acids.